CUUGAUUGAUGAUACCUCUCAACGAUCAGACAGCUCGUUUUCGAUAGCUCACAGUAAUGAAAAACGAUGGAAAAUAGUCCAAUGAUCUCAAGAUGAACGAUUAUAUAUUUCACACUUUCCCUUUGAAAAUUGUAACAUGUGAACGUCUUAUGAAUUUUGAAAAUUCUUACGAUAACACCAAAUAGCAUUUGUGGAUUCACAUAGAAUUUUAAGCCCCUAGACGACCUUGAUUUUCUGAUCGCGUUAAUAUUCCUAUUUGAUAAUCGUGGGAAAGAUCGCAGAUUCGACACCUUUCUCACGAAUACUCAUACCGAUUUAUGUCUGUAGCUUACUUAUUGUUAGAUAGAUUGGCUAUCGAUGACGGUAAUGUUUGGUUUUGGUCAAGGUUCGCCUAUCGGUUCAAUUUUAUCUAUUAUUUUCUACGGAUCACGUUUCAAGUACAUACAUCGUAUUUUCUUGCUUGAUCGGAUUUUCGAUCAAUAGAUGAGGAGGAAUAAUCGUUUUGUUAUCGCACAAUUGAAUGUGUUUUUCGUAGAAAACGAACGAAUAUUAAUCUUAUAGACAUUUUACAUAUAUACCUAUAUAUAAAUUCAAUAUUUUCUAUAAAUAGAAAAAUAAUUGUCCUUUCCCUUCGUGUCUUAAGGAGGGCAUCAUAUAAAUCAAAUCAUUGCAAAGUAUCAAAAACACUAUUUCCAGUUAAAUGAUAAAUAAUGUAAAAGAAAUAGAUCCUAUAAACAAAUUUUUUGCUACUGUAGAAUAUAUCGUCAAAUGUAUCGUGUUUCCUUAAGUGUACAUCAAUUGGUUUCGUGUUCUUUUUUUCUGAUCAUUCUCUACAUGAGAAACCAUCAACGGAAACAAAAAAGAAUAUGUUAAGUUUUAGACGAAAGAUCUAGCUUUGUUGUUACGUGGGUAGAAAAUGCUAAACGAUAGUUAAGAGAGAGGGUAGAGGUAGAGGGUAGAGUUUGAGACGUAUAAGUUGAGCUUGCAAACUUGUAAGCUCUAUCCCUCGCUGGCCUGGAUGUGUCUUAUAGUCUUAGUCAGUGCCUCGUGACUCGCAAUCCUAAACGGACGCAAGCUCACUCUCUCUCCCUCUCCCUCUCUCUCUCUCUCUCUCUCUCUCUCUCUCUCUUUCUCUCUCUCUCUCUAUCUCUCUCUCUCUCUCUCUUUCACACAUACACUCUCUCUCUCUGUCUUAUUCUCUAAUUAUUUGUGCCUCCAUUUAUUUUUCUUUUUUCAAUCAGCUAAUGAAAUCGAACUUUUAACUCUUAUGUGUUUCGUAAUUAUACGUAUAUCGUAUUUUUAGAUAUAUUUUCAAAAUUACGUUAAUGAAAUCGGACUAUCACAUUUGUCGGUCAAAAAUAAUUUAGAGAAGAGCUGAAUGAGAGUUAAAAGAAAAAAAAAAAAAGAUUGAGAUAUAAUUGUUGGAAUUUAAAUAUAUUCCCUUAUAACGCAUCGUUCAAGUUUAUUGUGUUUAAUUGUAAAUCGAUGGGAGAUAUGAUCACACGUGUGUUAUUCUUAAAGAAAAAAAAAAUAACAGAGUUCGUCGUGGUAGUGAUGUCCUUGAAGAAUGAAUACCUAUAAUAUAGUACAUCGUAGUUAUAUAUUAUAAAAGAACAACCAGGAGUAAUUAAAGAAUGAAAAAAAAGACGAAUGUGAUAAGAAACGCUAACGUGCAUUUAAUCAAGGAAGAAACUUUAUAAUAUGACUACGAAAUGAAAAACUGUUUAAAAGCUGUGCUAUUUAGAAAUUUAUAACGAACGCGUGAGAGAUCUUUUAAAACCAUCCUCGAGUAGCCAUAGUCUAAGAGUUCGUGAACAUCCUCGACUAGGUCCUUACGUCCAAGGAUUGACGUAUCACGUAGCUAAUACAUUAGAAACGUUAAUGUCAUACGUCGAGGGAGGUACAAAAGCCAGAAAGACAGCCGCAACGUUACAAAAUUCCAGCAGUAGUCGUAGUCACGCAUUGCUCACAAUUUUUCUUAAUCCGGAGAUAUCAACGACGACAGCUACGACAGGACAACAAUCAACGAAUGAUGAAAAUACCAAUAGAAAAUACAACGAUGGCGCGUCCUUUUCUAAGCGCAACGACGUCACACCUCGCAAUAACGGCAGUAAGCUGCAUUUGGUCGAUCUAGCCGGUAGCGAAAACGCUCAAAGGUGCGAUGGUGUACAUCGACUAAAAGAAGGUGCGAAUAUAAAUAAAAGUUUGGUAGCAUUGGGCAAUGUUAUUUCGGCUUUAACGGGGAAAGUCUCAGGUGCUAGUGGUUCCAGUAGAAGGUAUAUACCUUAUAGAGAUUCUUCGCUUACUUGGCUUCUGAAGGACGCACUCGGUGGAAAUGCUACCACCGUUAUGUUCGCAACCGUAUCACCAGCCAGUGAAAAUUACAACGAAACCGCGCAUACGUUACGAUUCGCUCAAAGGGCGCACAGCGUGGUCAAUAAACCCGUGGUCAAUGAAGAUCCCAUGGCAAAAACAAUCCGUGAAUUAAGGGCUGAGAUAACAAGAUUGAAAUCUUUGUUAUUAGAGAAGAACAUCGAGCCAGAUAAAAAAUCAUUACAAAAUGAAUCCGAGACGAACGAUACGGGAAAAAAGAAGGAUCAAUCGUCGAAAAAUAGUGUGCUGGGAAAUAAGAGACAGAUAGAACAUAUAAAAGAAGGUGUUAGUAGUGUUGGUGAUAGUAGUAAUAGUGGAGUUCUUUCUUUAAUCAGAAGGGUUAAUUCAACUGAGAAUUUAACAAAUCACGACAAUGCCUCCGUAAAAUCUAUUAGAAAAUUUGGUUCAUACGAAUGUCUCGAUUACAAAACGAGCACUAUCACUAGUUACAGUUAUAAUCGUGCUGAGGUUUCAGAAUUGAAGGACGAAGAAAACAAUUUCAUCGGAGAGAUAAACGAAGCUGUAUUCGUCGACAUUCCAACUCUUGUUGCAGUACUUAUAAAGCCGGAUAAUAAUUUCCACGAGAACUCGACACAAAUCGAAGAGAUUUGUUCUGACGAAAUACACGAUUAUCCGAUCGAGUCGGAUUUUAUAGGAAGUAGUAACCUUCGCGAAAUCUGUGAAAAUCGUACAAGCAAAGCUGCGAACAAUGAUUAUGAAAAUGAAAAUAAUCAUUUCAAUCUAGAUUUGGAUAAUGAAAUAAACGAUACUCGUUCAAAUAUCAUUCAUUUGGGAAGAAAAGAAAAAUCUAAAUUUUGUAAACAAGAUUCCAUUAAUGUUGCAACACCAACGGAAACGUCUACGAACUUGUAUAUGUCGAGAAAAUUCGGUUCUGUCGAAAUAUUACAAAAAAAACGUGAUAAUCUAGCGACUCUAGAGAGAUCCAAUACGAAUUUAGAGAAACAAACGACGGUACCCGAAGAAGUCGACAUAGAGAAUAAACUCGUAAAUAAAGGAAAAGUCGAAAAUUCUAAAAGCGAUAGCUAUACAAGCCUAUGGAAAGAUACUAACAAAUUUGACAGUAGAGAUUAUCUUCAAAGGACUGGUAGUAAUGAGUUUGAAAAAAAUCCGAAAGAUAAUUCAUCCGUGAUAAGUCUUAUAGGGAAAAUUAAAAAUACAGCGAGAAAGCCAAGUUUAGAAAGUUUAAAGAGGAAGACCAGUAAGGACAGUAGUUCGAGUAGUUCGAAAGACGAACAGAUAUUGAUUUCGAGUUUAACGAAUGAUAAGAUUUUAAGGAGAAAGGAUUCAUUGGAUCAUAAUCCAUCUACAAGGGUUCACACUCCUGUACAAAAGACGAAGAGAGCGGAGAUUGUGGCUGCUGUUACGGAAAGAUUAUAUUCGAGCAGGAAACAAGUGGAAGAAAUGACAGGUGUAACAGGAUCUCCAUCAACGUCUCUUUCAGGUAUUCGUUCACCUCCAGAGGGAACGGACGUUAGAUUAACGACGUCCUCUUUGACGGCUAAAACAAAACUUCAAGAGAUAUCGAGAAAGAUGCUAGCCAAACGACGACGUGUCAAUGUUGAUACGCAAACGGAACAAAUCCAAACGAUUCGUAUGAAGGAUUCGGCAUCUUUAACGGACGAGACAAAAAUUGUUUGUCAAGAUGUAGGUGUAUUAACCGACGAACACAACGGUUAUCAAACGAAUAUGGACAAUAGAUCGCCUGUUAUUAGAGUAAAAGAAAUUGCAACAUUGACGGACAAAUUAAAAUACAAAGUCAUAGAAUCUAAAGAUGCAGAGUGUUUGGUGAAUGAUCUCAAUUUUUACGAAUACGGUGUGAAUACUUUAAAUAAUAAUUCCAAAAUAUUAUUGGAUGAUAUGAGAACUUAUACGAAUAAAAUGUCUAAUACAGAUACUACAGAAUUAUGUUUAGCUAACGAUAAAAAAGUCAAUCGUUUUGAUAAAUCAACGAAUACUGUGACCGUUCCUGUUGCAGUCAAUUCUAUCAUUCAAACGCAACAGCCACCAGAGCAAUCAAUUGUACAAGAAAAAACAACGCAAUAUUUUGAAAAGAAUUACAAUGUAAUUGAAGAAUCCAUUCUUACAACGGCUGUACAAAAAUCAGAUAGAAACGUUAUUUCCAUGUGUUUACCCGAUACUAUUAGUAUAACUAUCGAAAGCUCAAAUCUUUUAGAAUCAAAAGUUGUUAUAAUUGAUGAUACUUUAAAUAAGACAAGUAUCUCGGAAAAAAGAGAUUUAUCUCGUUUAAAAGACAAUGAAUGUCAAACUGAAACUGAAAAGAAAAAUAUCAAAGAGGAAGACAUGAGUAAUGAUUGUUAUGUGAAAGAAUUUGCAACAAAAUCAAGUGUCAGUCAAACGGAUAAUAAAUGUUUUAGAAUCGAAAAUAUAUUUGAAGAUCCUCGGCAUACCUCUAAGAUAUGUACUCAAUCGGAAGAAGAUACGUUGAAUACAUCUAAAAACACAGCUACGAAAGCAUCAGUUACUUUUACCAAUUCUUUAGGUACCUCCUCCGUUCCAGAUACAAAAGAAUCUGCUACUGAUAUGAACAAGGGACAGGUUUAUGCACUUCAAAGUGGUCGAUCAUUUAACCGAGACAAAAGCUUUAGAGAAACGUUUAUUUCAAAAAAAUAUAAUAACCCAUUAGCUACAGACAUUUGGAAAAAUUGGAUGAUUUCAUUUCCUCCAACUUCGUGGCAACGCCCAAGAAAUGUAUUAUCAGUUAACGGGUUGACAUUUGCAUGGAAUAAUUCUUUAAACAACGACUGUACCGCGAUCGUUAGUACUAAAGAUUUGAAAGAACCUAAUUUAAAUUCCAAUGUCUUUCUUCCGAAUAAUAUGUACGAUAAUAAUGAAGGUACAGAUUUAAAAUCUCCGUCUUUGAUCGCCAGAAUAGAUUCUAAAAGACUGCUAGAACACGAUUAUAAUUUUUCAGAUGACAGUCUUGAUUAUAACGAGGAAAAUGUUAUCUGUAAUUCGAAUAAUAUAAAUACAGAAACUCCUGAGGAGAAUGAAAUUUUUGAAAAUAUUUGUCCACCCGACGUUGUCGCUCAUACUAAGAAAGAAAAUUCAAUUACAUUAGGAAAUAAUUGCGACAAUAACGUCGAAAUCUCACUCGCAAAUCAUUUCGAAAAGGAUCAAAUAGAAUUUCCAAAGAAAAAAUCUAUCGAACCAAUCGAUGAAUCUUCCAUUUCUGUUCACAAUUAUAAAUCAUUGAUUUUAAGUAAAGAUACAAUUAACAUCGAUAAUUCACAGGAAGCACGAAUUAAUUUCGAAGAAAAGUCAUCGAAUAUCUUAAAAAAUUCUUGUAAGAAAAAAGUCACUUUUAUGGAUAGCAAAACUUCAAAAGAACAUCAGAUUAGACCAACGGAAACAAAUUCAUUGAAUCAAAGUAAAACUUUUUCUAAGCCUUUUAUUAAAAAGAAAAUGCACGAUGCUAAUGAUGAUGAUUCUCAGGUUGUUUAUAUGGAUGAUAGAGAAUUGUUAAUAAAUAAAGACAAAAUUUCGGAUGAUCAUCUUGAAAAUAUAAAUAACGAAGGUGAUAACAUCAAAGACAAAAUGCAAUCGAGUGCGCAAGAGAAAAAGACUACGGCUAAUUUUGUCAAGAUAUCGAGUAACAAAAGCAUCAAGUCUUGCGGAAAAAAUAGUUUUCAAAAUAGUUGGAGUGAUUCCGAUAGCAGUGAAGAUAUUAACAGAGACGAGGAUUGUAUUGUAAAAUUAAAGAGGAAAAUAUUACAAGAAUACGUCAACGAGGCAACAACGUUUAUGCGUAAUAUGAAUUCUCUCAAUGAAUAUAUAAAUAAUACUACAAAUAUUUGUGAGAAACAUCAGAGACAAGAGAAAAAACGAGGAAAUCAUCGACGAUAUUAUCCUCAGCGAAACGAAAACAAUACGGAAUUGAAAGGUCAUAAAGUUAUCGAUAAUAAUAUUGAAUUGUUAGAAGAAACUGACGUUAUAGUAGCCACAGAAUCUUUUAAAAAAUGUUUAGAAGGUAUCGAGAGAUUAGAAAAUUGUAUAGAAAAAACAAAUAAGCACAAUGAGUAUCUCCGUGAAAAAUAUGGCAUCGUCGUUGAAUCUGCUGGCGCUAAAUCUGGUUUAGCGAGCUCUAGUAUAGAUUCUAGUAUAAAUUCCAAGAUCUCUUCUAAUCCUGUUCGAAAAGAUACGAAUUUACAGGAAGAACCUAUUAUUUCGGAAACCUUAGAGAAUUUACUUCCUUCUAACAGGUGUUCUCUUAAAGAUUCUUCCAUGCCGAGAUUUACAGAAGAUCCAUACGAUCCAUUAAGGAUCUAUGAUGACUUUUACGAUACGAAUAAUGAAGAAGUGUUUAAUGUAAAAAGUAAAAUUGAAAAAAAACAUUCUAAUCGAUUAAUAAACGUUUACCCAUCUUGCCAUUGUCGUACGAAAAGUAUUUUUUAUAGAAAAGAAAAACAAUUUCAGAAUAGUACUUGCAAAUUUUAUCAUUUUUAUGAUGAUAGAAAUAUGAACGAUUUUCUGGAUGAUUCAGGCGCAAAGGAGGAUGAAAAUAUAGAAUUGUCAAGUAGUAUUUUAAUGAAGCCUAUAAGGUAUUACGAACAUUUAGGAAAAUCAUUCGAGGAUAAUGGCUUUCCAAGGUUAAUGACAAACACUUUUUUGAGAUGUACAAAAAAUGAAACACUGAAUUUUGCCAAUUCAAGAAUAUUCCAUCGAGCUACCGUUACCGAUACUAAGCCAUAUUCCUGGGAAAGAUGGCGAUAUCGUCCUGAAAGUCCAAGAGCAAAAUUUUUAGAAUUGUUGCACGAAAGACGACGCAUCGUUGAAAACAGCAGAGAUGUCACAUUUUAAAAUAUCAUCUCCAUCAAAUAUGUAAAUUAUAAAUUCAUUUCUCCCAUAUAUUUUUCUACAUUAAUGAUUAAAUAAAAAAAAAAAAAAGAAAAAUAUAAUGUAAUAA
Molecule: messenger RNA, 7318 nt
Organism: Vespa velutina
Lineage: Eukaryota; Metazoa; Arthropoda; Insecta; Hymenoptera; Vespidae
Product: kinesin-like protein KIN-7O
Exons: 6
Coding region: 1882-7212 (1776 amino acids)
Biological process (GO): microtubule-based movement
Molecular function (GO): plus-end-directed microtubule motor activity; microtubule binding; ATP binding
Source: RefSeq, a predicted model, not a curated record